AGCCAGAUGUUGCAAGAUAUUCAGUGUCAUGAGGGGAAAAAGCCAAGGAAGUGCAGCAGUUACUACAAACACACAUAAACAGCUCAAGAAACAGGAAGAGAAUGGUCACAAUGGCCACAUACACAAAAGUUUUCUACAUUUUAAUCAGGUUUUGGCUCAUUUUAGGUGUUGAAUGCUACAGUGGUGGGUCAUAUCAUGUAUUAACUAUUAAGUCUGGAGGAUCUGUCACCAUCCCAUGUCAUUAUGAUGAGAAAAAACCACCGCAGAAGAAAUACUGGUACUCAGACAACACUCUAUCUAAUAUAUACACAAACACAACAGAGGAGAAUCUGUCAGUAAUUGAUCAUCCUGAUCAGAGUCUCUUUACUGUGACUAUGAGAAACCUGCAGUAUAAAGACACUGGAGAUUAUUAUUGUGCUGUGGAGACUGAAGGACAGACGACAAUUACAUAUGAUCUUUACCUUAGGGUUCAGUCUGCUCCUGAUGUGUCUGUAGUGAGCAGCAGUGUAUCUGGACAUGAAGGUGGUAAUGUCAGUGUCCAGUGUUUCUACAGUUUUGGAUAUAAGUAUGAACUCAAACAGUGGUGCAGAUAUAAAGAUCAGAGCUGUUACACAGUGGGGAGGACUGAUACAUCCCAGAGAUCAUCAGUCCAGAUCAGUGAUGAUGUUAGGAAUAGAUCCUUCACUGUGCUGAUGACUGGACUGAGACUCAGUGAUUCUGGAUGGUUCUUCUGCUCUGCUGGAGAGGCAAUGAAUCCUGUUCAACUCACUGUAAUUGAGGCAGAACCAGUAAGUGUGACCGGCACUGAGAAGGACAAGCGUUUCUGUCUGUCACAGAACUAGAGAUUUCUCCACAUCGACCAGAAAGAUCAGAUGAUUAUAAACUGCUUUUUCUGCUUUUUGAUGUAUUAGACGUCUACAUUUGCUAAAUGCCUAAAUGUCGGAAAUGUAUUUUUUCUUGUAUCAAAAGUGACUAAUAAUUGAGGAAUAUACCAAAUAAAACUGAAU
This is a messenger RNA of Megalobrama amblycephala (Wuchang bream), 1007 nucleotides long. Its product is annotated as polymeric immunoglobulin receptor-like. Lineage: Eukaryota; Metazoa; Chordata; Actinopteri; Cypriniformes; Xenocyprididae. The record is from RefSeq and is a predicted model, not a curated record. The transcript has 5 exons. Bases 102 to 842 code for a protein of 246 amino acids.